Molecule: messenger RNA, 1164 nt
Organism: Lithohypha guttulata
Lineage: Eukaryota; Fungi; Ascomycota; Eurotiomycetes; Chaetothyriales; Trichomeriaceae
Exons: 2
Coding region: 1-1164 (387 amino acids)
Biological process (GO): G protein-coupled receptor signaling pathway
Cellular component (GO): heterotrimeric G-protein complex
Molecular function (GO): GTPase activity; G protein-coupled receptor binding; G-protein beta/gamma-subunit complex binding
Source: RefSeq, a predicted model, not a curated record
AUGGGUUGUGCAGCCUCCAAGCCUGACCCGAAAGUCAAAGAGGCAGACAUUCAAAAUGACAAAAUCGAUAGACAGAUACGAUCGGACAAAAAGAGCGAAUUAAGAACAGUUAAGAUACUACUUCUUGGUGCUGGAGAAUCUGGCAAAUCUACCAUCAUCAAACAGAUGCGAAUUAUACAUUCGAGUGGCUUCCAGGAAGACGAAAAGAUUCAUACUCGAUCAGUUAUUUACUCCAAUAUCCUCGUGGCAUGCAAGGUUCUGCUCGAGAUCGUUGACUCCCAAAAGAUAGCGUUCGAGCAUGAAUCCACAGAAAUUUAUGCUGCUGUCAUUGAGGAAGUGAACCCAGAUGCCAACGCAGAAAUUGUGUUCCGAAACAGUAAUGUAAGAGAGGCCUUGUACAGGCUCUGGACAGAUGCAGGUGUACAAAAGGCUGUGGCAAAAGGACACGAGUAUGCACCCAAUGACAAUAUGCAUUAUUACUUUGACAAUCUCGAUCGUCUAUUCGAUCCGAAUUGGAUGCCAACGGACCAAGAUAUACUUCAUGCUCGUUUGAGGACAACUGGCUUAACCGAAACUUUCUUCGACCUAAAAGACAUUUCAUUCAGAAUGAUGGACGUCGGUGGUCAAAGGUCUGAAAGAAAGAAGUGGAUACAUUGCUUCGAAGGUGUCCAGUGUCUGCUAUUUUUGGCCGCGUUGUCAGGUUAUGAUCAGUCUUUGCUUGAGGAUGUCAAUGCAAACCAAAUGCACGAAGCCUUGAUGCUUUUCGAAUCAUUGAUCAAUAGUGACUGGUUCAAGGAUAAACCAAUCAUUCUAUUCCUGAACAAGAUCGACCUCUUCCGAGACAAGCUGAAGAAGUCCCCUAUAAGGUUGCACUUUCCUGACUACCAGGGCUCGGACACAAAUGAAGUUACAGCGCGACAAUUCUUUGCAAAUAAGUUUCGAGCAAUUAACAAGAACGCGAACCGUGAGAUUUACAUCCACUUUACAAACGCGACGGAUACCAACCUGCUUCGAACGACUAUGCAAUCAGUCCAAGAUAUCUUGAUUCAAAAACAGCUCAAUCGACUUAUUCUUGUAGGGCGAGCCUUAGGGAGUGAGAGGAUGUUGGUACCUACCCCGACCACAGACAUGCGAAAACCUCAAAGCCUCGACAAAACAGCCUAA